This is a messenger RNA of Trichobilharzia szidati, 1568 nucleotides long. Lineage: Eukaryota; Metazoa; Platyhelminthes; Trematoda; Strigeidida; Schistosomatidae. The record is from the annotation of a GenBank genome assembly.
AAGUGUUGAGGUUACAUGAGUUGGAAUGUUUUGGCAACAUUUCAAAUUGCGAAUAUGUUACUGUUGAUUUUAUGCUUCAUAAUCAGUACUGCUUUAACGCCUUGGUGUGAUUGUCUAGUAUUCACUGCAAUUCCAUCGAGUAUUGCUUUAUCUGGAUCAUAUCUUAAAUUAUCUUGUUCUUCUAAGAACCAAAUAUUUCCCAUAAUAUGGAGUCAUGAUGGCAAAGACAUAGCGGAAAACUGCCAUUUCUACACUGAAAAUCACCGUUACAUAUGCAACAGACUCAAUGAUGUUUAUGAGAUUUAUAUACCAUCAGUCAAGUAUGAAGACAGAGGAAACUGGUCCUGUGCUCAUGGACCGAAAACUCAAAAGUCGAUAUACAUUGAUGUUUUAGUGAAAGCAGAUGUCUAUCCACCGAAACUAUUAACCCUCCCAACAAACGCGGACGUAUCAACUCAUCAAAAGCCGUCUGUCAUCGAGACAGUCGAUUCAAGUGGAUUACAUGAGAAGGCUGUAAUUGGACAUAUAUCUGGAAUGGGAACAUUUAAUAAGCCCAUUGAUUUGACAAAUAAAAGGAUUUAUGCUGAAAAUGGAAUUUUUAUUGAAUGUACAACAUCUUGUGCAUCAUCAGUUAAAGGGAUUAACUGGAGAGCACAGAAUUCAACAUGGACUCACAGUCUACAUGUAGAACAAGAUAUUACUACUGAUAAUGAUAUUGUUUUCCAUGAAAUACACAAGAUACCGCAUAAAUUAGAUCAUGAUAAAUCUAACUGUCAAAAUGGUUUACAAUCGGUUAAAAGUCGUAUACAAAUCAAAUGUGAUGCGACUACAACAAGGGGAGUACAGAAACGAACAAAUAAUCUAUUAUCUCAUUCACUGAUUGGUUUGAAUAAAAUCACUUGUUUUCCAUAUUAUGAAAAGCCUAUGGAAUAUAAAUUAUCUAAAAUUAAUCAUUUAAAUGAAGAGAUGAAUGUUUAUCAAUAUAAUCCUAAUAAAAAUAAUUGGCCUGAUGUUAAUAGUCAAACAGUCUGUUUUGUUGAUGAUGGGAACGGUUAUUUACAAGCUGCUGCUUGUAUUUAUGUUUUAUGUCCAGGUCAACCAGUCGCAUGGUUCACAUUUGGAGAGAAGAUAGCACUGGCAACAUCUGUCGCCUUAUUCAUUGUUUUAAGUUCACUAUUUUGUUAUGUAACACGUCAACGUCGAAGAGCCAAGCGGAAAGCAGAUAUGUCACCUGGACAACAGCAUGAAAUUGAACUUAUGCUAUAGCCAGUCUGAUCUAUCACUUUUUAAUAAUUACUUUUAAUUAAUCUGUGCCUUUUAACUUUGUAUAAAAAUUUCUUUUGUUUUUACUUUUAUCAUUAUUAUUAUUUAUAUAAAUAUUAAUAACUGCAAUAAUGAUGACGUAAUAGACACUUCAGUUUUAGGCAUCAUUGAAUGAAUAUUUUUUGUGAUUAUUUUCUAUUUUUGUCUAAUAUCUUCUAUAGGACUAAAAUUACUACUGUACAGCUUUGUAUAAUUUGUAUAGAGAAAUUAUUCCGUUUUUACAACAACAACACCACCAACAACAA